Clonostachys solani is the source of this 567-nucleotide messenger RNA. Lineage: Eukaryota; Fungi; Ascomycota; Sordariomycetes; Hypocreales; Bionectriaceae. The record is from the annotation of a GenBank genome assembly.
AUGGCACAGUCCAAGCUCUCGCAAGAUCAACUUGCUGAGCUUCAAAAGUCGACCCAUUUUGAUAAGAAGGAACUCCAGCAAUGGUAUAAAGGUUUCUUGAAGGACUGCCCAUCGGGAAUGCUCAGCAAAGAAGAGUUUCAAAAGAUUUACCGCCAAUUCUUCCCUUUUGGCGAUCCAAGUGCAUUUGCCGAAUAUGUCUUCAAUGUAUUUGACAGCGAUCGCUCUGGGAGCAUCGACUUCAAGGAAUUUAUUUGCGCGUUGAGUGUAACCAGUCGUGGCAAGACAGAGGAUAAGCUCGACUGGGCGUUCCAGCUGUACGACAUUGACGGUGAUGGCAAAAUCAGUUAUGAUGAGAUGCUUCAGAUUGUCGAGGCUAUCUACAAGAUGGUCGGUUCCAUGGUCAAAUUGCCAGAGGAUGAAGACACCCCAGAAAAGCGAGUCAAAAAGAUUUUUGCCAUGAUGGACAAGGAUGAAAAUGGCAGCCUGGACGCUGAGGAAUUCAAGGAGGGAAGUAAGCGCGACGAAACCAUCGUUUGUGCUUUGUCCUUGUACGAUGGCUUAGUGUAA